This is a messenger RNA of Macadamia integrifolia, 770 nucleotides long. Its product is annotated as protein CASPARIAN STRIP INTEGRITY FACTOR 1-like. The record is from RefSeq and is a predicted model, not a curated record. The coding region runs from base 124 to 399 and encodes 91 amino acids. Lineage: Eukaryota; Viridiplantae; Streptophyta; Magnoliopsida; Proteales; Proteaceae. The transcript has 3 exons.
GAAUCAGUUUCUGAUUCUCUCUAAGUGAAUCCUGUAUACUUUGAAAUAUAGAAAGAGGGCAUCUUUUCUUUUGCUCCAUACUCUCUUGAAUGAGACGAGCUAGACAGUUCAGAGUUGCUUACUAUGGGUCUCAUUGAUCUCAAGAAGAUUAGUCUCAUCUUCCUUCUCAUCUCAGCAUCACUUCUUUCAACUUCAUUUGCAGGUCGGCAAUGGACAUCCAUGGAUAAUCCUGCGGUCCGAACUACUAAUAAGGAUUCAACAAGGAAGCUCUCGCUCAGUGAUCAUGAAGCUUUAACUGAAGUUCAUAAGAAGCUUCUUGGAGUCAACACAAAAGACUAUGGAAGUUACAAUCCUUCCCCAACCUUUGUGAAGCCUCCUUUCAAGCUCAUACCCAACUGAAGAUGAAAUCGUUGAGGCUGCCUUCUGCAUAAUAUUCAUAUAGCCUAUACUAAUAUAUUUAUGCUUAGCCUAUACAUAUAUAUACUAAGUUCUGAAAUCUAUUAAGGAUAUGAUACAGGUUUUAUGUCAUAUAUAUAAACAGGUCUAGAAUAUGUUUAAUUAAUAGAUGGAAUCUAGCUAUGUCUCCUCUAGUAUCUUCUGAGGGAUACAUUAGCAGAGUAUAAUGUACAUCUUAAUGUCUAAUGGUACCAAACGACAUAUGCCAGUACAUGUUGUGUAAGCUUUAAAUCUUGGCCUGUGGUCUUAUUUUAUCUUGCAUUUCCUUUUGUGUUUCUAGUUCAUGAAUUAUUGAUGUUGAGUUGUUGCCUUCA